Messenger RNA from Nomascus leucogenys (northern white-cheeked gibbon), 1278 nucleotides. RefSeq lists its product as uncharacterized. The record is from RefSeq and is a predicted model, not a curated record. The transcript has 3 exons. Bases 57 to 356 code for a protein of 99 amino acids. Lineage: Eukaryota; Metazoa; Chordata; Mammalia; Primates; Hylobatidae.
UUGAAAGGGUCUGGAGGGGCGACCGGCCUGGCACAGAAGGGAAGGAAGAGAGCGGGAUGCUGAGGGCCGUCUGGGGAGCCGGAGGGCCUGGGGCGGGCGGGGCUGCUCGAGGACAGCCGAGCAGAAAAGAAUUGAUGCUGAGGCACCACCUUUGGAGCCGCCCUCGCUGCCUGUCCUUCCCGCUGGGCUCACUCCCCGCUUCUUUCCUGGGGCUUCCUGGAGUCACUUCCCACAUGAGCUGCUUGUCCCCAAAUCUUGCCUCAGGGCUUGCUCCUAGGGGAACGCAGACUCAGACCGUCCUCCUUGGAGAAGUAAGGCUGCCUCUGCUGAGUCUCCUGCAGUGGACGGAGGAGUGAGGGAGGCGAGGAGACGCAGUGGAGUCUUGCUUUGUCUCCCAGGCUGGAGUGCAGUAGCGUGAUCUCAGCUCACUGCAACCUCUGCCUCCCAGGUUCAAGCAAUUCUCCUGCCUCAACCUCCCCAGUAGCUGGGACUACAGGCGCGCGCCACCACGUCCAGGUAAUUUUUGUAUUUUUAGUAGAGACGGGGUUUCAUCAUGUCGGCCAGGCUGGUCUCGAUCUUCUGACCUCGUGCUCCGCCCUCCUCGGCUUCCCACAGUGCUGGGAUUACAGGCAUGAGCCACCGCGCCCGGCCUGAUUUCACUUUUUUUAAGGAAACGACAUAAUUAUAUGGAGAAACGACUAUCCACUUUGAGGGAAGGGACGUUUUAUUUUUGUGAAGAGAUCACAGUAAGAAACGUUUUUAGGCCAGACACGAUGGCUCAUGCCUGUAAUCCCAGCACUUUGGGAGGCCAGGGUGGGAGGAUCGCUUGAGGCCAGGAGUUUGAGACCAGCCUGGGCAACCCAGUCUCUACAAAAAUUUAAAAAAAAAAAAAAAAUGCUGGGUGUGGUGGCACACACCUGUAGUUCUAGCUGUUUGGGAGGCCGAGGCAAGAGGAUCGUUUGAACCUAGGAUUUUGAGGCUGCAAUGAGCUAUGAUUGUGCCACUGAAUGUCAACCUGGGUGACAGAGCGAGACCCUGUCUCAAAAAAAAGUUUUCAUGCAUACCCAACUAUCUACCAAUCAGGAAGCCGAAAGCACAACCAGUACCUUCCCAGGAGCAUGGGGAGGCCAACCUCCUGGGCAGAGCAAGGAGAGAAUGGGGAGUGGCGUGGGUGGUGCCGUGAGCGGCGAAUGGGAUGGAAGCUUUCAGCACAAUGCUAUUUCUAACAAGGUUCAGCAUUCCAGUAUCUCUUUUCACAAAUAAAACAUUUACUAACCA